This is a messenger RNA of Ctenopharyngodon idella (grass carp), 3128 nucleotides long. RefSeq lists its product as uncharacterized. The record is from RefSeq and is a predicted model, not a curated record. Bases 1698 to 2603 code for a protein of 301 amino acids. Gene Ontology annotation, molecular function: lipid binding. The transcript has 2 exons. Gene Ontology annotation, biological process: lipoprotein metabolic process; lipid transport. Lineage: Eukaryota; Metazoa; Chordata; Actinopteri; Cypriniformes; Xenocyprididae. Gene Ontology annotation, cellular component: extracellular region; membrane.
UUUCUUUUUUCUUUUAGAAAUUCAAAUUUAAAUAAUUUUGUAGUUUGACAAUGAACACUCUGAAAAACACAGCUAUACAGCACUAGUCAAAACAAUACACCCAAACAGAUGAAGAAACAUGUUCAGACAUUCAGAAAAACACAGAGCUGAACAAAACACUCCCCUCCCUCCACUCACAGCUCUCACAGAACACAAGAUAAGUAGACGAGCCAGUGCAAAUGCUGUAAAUUUCUUGCAAUAAUGUUCAGUGAUAUCUCCCAAAGAUUUCUGAAUUUUUGCACAUUUUUUUUCUAUAUAUAUUGUCCAUAUGGCAACUAGUAAAUACACAAAGAUUCAUCACGCCAGCAUAUGUGGAAGUAUUUAAACCAUGUGUGUUACAAUUAACCCCGCGUUAGGUUGUGCCCCGCGCUCUCCUAUGUUUCUGUCAAUGGAUACACAUUCUGGCUCCCCAAUAUGUUAAAACACUAACACUUUAGUAUAGGGAACAUGUAUUCACUAUUAACUACGACUUUUCCCUCAAUAAACUCCCAAUUUAAUACUUAGUAAGUUAAUUGUUAAGUUUAGAUAUUGGGUAGGAUUAAGAGUGUAAAAUAAGGCAUUAAUAUGUGCUUAAUAAGUACUAAUAAACAGCAAAUAUUCUAGUAAUAUGCAUCAUAAUUAGCAACUAGUUAAAAGAACCUAAAAUAAAGUGUUAUCUUUGUUGUUUCUCUUUCCUUCAGUGAUUCUGCUUAUUAACAUCAGGUGUCACCACUAAUCAUCACUUAAUUAAUCACUUAAUUAUCUCAUUAACUUCAACACUGUUUCAGUGUUAUUUUAACACCCUGUAGUGUGCACACAUGAACACUGGGUGGUGUUAAUUUAACACUGGGGAUUUUGCUGAGUAUUAUAAGUAUACUUGGAUUGUAGUCGUGUUUACUCUUUUGAUUAAGUAGCCUAUUACUUUUUUCAGUUUUACAUUGUCUCUUAUAAACUUACACUGUUUGAAAAUACUGAUUUAUAAAGGAAACUUACAAGUAUAACUGCACUACAAAACUACUAAACUAAUAGUUUACUGAGAGUAUACUUCAUAAACUAAAAACGUGCUACAAAUAUUAUAGUAAAUAUCAUAUCAUGCCUAUAAGUUCCCUUGUAGUAUAGUUGCAGUUAUGUACUCAAAGUUUACUACUGUUGCAUUUAAAGUAUACAUUUUCACACCAUAAUAAUUGGGCCAAUAUAGUCCCAAGUAGUAUUGAAAUAGUACACUUUCAAGUGUACUUCUAGUACAUUGAUAUUAGUAUACUUACUACAUAAAGUAUACUUAAAAUAUACUUGAACUUUAAUCAAGUAGGAUUAUUUGAUAAAGUGAACUCGAAGUAUCAUAUACUUAUUUUUGUAAGGGACCUGGCACAUUUACUUCCUUGACUAGUGUGAACUAUAAUGCCAAAGACUGAUUUCUAUUUCUUUUGAUCAGAUUUGAUUAUUCUUCUUGAACAGUGUAAAAAGCACAAACACAUUUUUAAGAUUUUAAAUCUGUUUUAAACAAUUUUGAAAAAGAUAUGUGAAAUAAAACAAAGAACCUCAGAAAGAACCAUUUUGUUUUGUUUAUAGUUAUAUUAUGUGAUCGUAAUAAUAAAUGCAAACAUAUAAUGUAUUCACUUGUGUUUUCUUAAUCACAGCAACAGCUGGCAUUAUUUAAAAGUCACCGCUGGUGCAGCAGAAUGGAUGAACCUCCCAGAAUGCUAUCUGAUGUUUUUCAUCUCAAAGAGCAAUUCAUUAGACUCUAUGAGAGAGAUCACCUUGAACUCCAGCAGUGCAUAAAGAGACUGAGUCGUCUCGUUAAAACUUUUGAAGAAGAUUUCAGAUGUGCUACUGAAGCAUCCAGAAUUGGAGGAAUAGCAGGAAUAAGUGGAAGAGUCGCCAUGAUUGCAGGAUUAGCUUUAGCUCCAUUCACUCUGGGGGCUUCAGCUGUUGUCGGUGGAGCAGGAGCAGCGGUGGCUGCAGUUGGUGGAAUCGGUGGUGGAAUCUUCAAUUUCUUGAAAAUGAACCAGCAGGAAAAAAUAUGUCAAAACAUCAAAAAUGGACUUGAAGAAUUUCAGAACAAAAUCAUCCCUAUGAUUGACAUUUUGAAAGGCAUUUGUCAAUGCACUAAUGAAAUACUGAGCGAACUUAAUAAACCAGAGUACGAUAUCAGUGCUUUUAGUAAAUGUGUUGCCUCCGCCAGUGAAUUAAUAUGUAUGUAUGACAUUGAUAAAGUGGCUGCACAGUUGUCUAAAUUGGCUGGAACCCUGGAAGAAAUUUUUGCUGGUCUUGUGCACAACAUUCACUCAGUUAUCGAUGAUAACGAGGCCCUCGAUGACAUGGACAAUCUUGCAAAAAAUGGCCAAAUAAGUGAAAGUGAGAUCAAUACCAAUGCUGGGAAAUUCAUUGUUAAAAUGAGGAAAGUAAUUCAUGAGUUACAGAACAUCAUGGAUGAGCUUAAGAAAACAAAAGACAUAAUUGAAAAAGGAUUAAAACCAGAAAGAUCUUUAUUGACAAGAAUGUUUAAGUUAUAUAUUCCCUUGCUAUGUGUUCCGUUAAUUGGAAUUUUAUUUGCAUUUGACCUGUUGCCAGAGCUUAAUCUGUAAAAUCAGAGGUCCCGGAACAACAGGAGUUAUUCGAGUUAUUCAAGUUAAAGGUAACAGCACAUAUGUUCAAUCUCAGUCAGGAUUUCAUCCAGUUAUUUUGAUGAAAAAUUUCGGAAAAGGUUGACGUAUGAAUAAACUCUCUGUAUUAUUUAAUAUAAUGGGUAUAUAUAUUAUUUUGAAAAGUGAUUAUUUUUGGUUAUUUAAGUUUUGUUUACUUUGAGAAUCAUUACAAAGGGUUUUGAGGUAUGGUGGAUCCAAAAUGGUCAUUAUUCAUAUUCAUGCUUUUUAUUCAUAUUUCAUAUUAAUCAUUUAUGGCUUAUGAUUUAUCAACAUUAUCUUUGAUUUCAUAUAUGCAUGUACUCCUACUCCAUAUAUUAAGUAUUUACUCUUUAUUGUACUCAUUUAUGGUUAUUCUUCAUUGUAUCUUGUAUCUUUAAGAGUAUGUAUGCUUGCUUGUUAUGUCCCCUGGUGGCGUAGAGGUACGAGGAAGACUUACAUAAUAAAAUUUAAACACAACCCUUUUAA